Aplysia californica (California sea hare) is the source of this 2245-nucleotide messenger RNA. Its product is annotated as potassium voltage-gated channel subfamily A member 7. Gene Ontology annotation, molecular function: voltage-gated potassium channel activity. Bases 1 to 1695 code for a protein of 564 amino acids. The record is from RefSeq and is a predicted model, not a curated record. Gene Ontology annotation, biological process: potassium ion transmembrane transport. The transcript has 7 exons. Gene Ontology annotation, cellular component: voltage-gated potassium channel complex; membrane. NCBI's taxonomy places the organism in Eukaryota, Metazoa, Mollusca, Gastropoda, Aplysiida, Aplysiidae.
AUGGCACUGCUGCAGACACCCUUGCGCGACAAGAGGUUCUAUAUAAAGGUUGCAUCAUGUGCCACAUCCGUCCAAAUCCAAUGCUUGCCGCCAACCAGUACUGCAGCCAAGUACCACGGUCUUCGGGUGUAUCUUCAAGUGCAGGUAAUAUUCAAGACACAAUGGGGAUGGCAGCUGCACGAUGAUCACUUAGAGCCAUGCACGACAGAUAUGCCACCUGUCCCACAUUCUCUGUUGAAGGUGAUUAAGAGCAGCUGUAGAACAGAUUACCUCCCCAACAGGCCGGCUACAUCGUCGUUGGGACUUGGGGGCACAUACCGCCCCAGAUGCCAGGCCUUGAGAAAGCUGGAGGAAGAUCGAAAGGCCAACAUGCAACUCAAUGAAUACCCACCGACAGAAAACCCGAGCAAGACGAGAAACCGGUGUCGGAAUAUCUGGAGAUUCUUUGCUGAACCCAGCUCUUCUAUACCCGCCAAGAUCUACGGCUAUAUCUCACUGUCCAUCAUCUUCAUCAGCAUCUUCUCCUUCUGCGCUCAAACCCACGCCGUGUUCCGGGUGCACGAGAACCGACGAGUGCUCAACGAGACAGCCGUGGAACAUCUCAAGGCUGCUCACCCAAUCUCUGCCGCUGCGAACGAGGCUGCUGCUGAUGCCCUAGCACUGGCAAACCCGGCCUACUCUGGGGCAGAGAGGCUGAGUACUGUCCUACCGAGGGCGAACAAUUCCUCUCUGGAGAGCUUUGAGGAGAGAUAUUAUUACACAGUGAAGCGGGAUGCUCCUCACCCAGUGCUGUACUACAUGGAUGUGGUCUGUCUGGUCUUCUUCCUGCUGGAGCUGACCUCCCGCUGCCUGGUGGCGCCUCACAGGCUCCGGUUCCUCGUGCUGCCUAUGACCAUCAUCGAGGUGCUGGCUCUGAUGCCGGACAUUAUAGACGUGCUGGCGAAGCUCUUCAGUCGGACGUACAGCGAGUACGAAGAGAUCAUCGGUUUCCUGAGCUUUAUGCGACUGCUGAGGGUGUUCCGUAUCUUCCGCCUGAUGAGACAUAUCCCUGGGCUCUGGAUCUUGUUCUACACUCUCAAGGCCAGCAUAAAGGACCUGCUGUUGCUUCUACUGUUCGUAUGCGUGGGCAUGCUAAUCUUCUCGUCCUUGAUUUACUUCGCGGAGUUCGAGACCCAAGAAGACUUCUCCUCGAUCCCAAAAUGCUUCUGGUGGGCUGUCAUCACCAUGACAACCGUAGGCUAUGGCGAUAUGUAUCCAGUCACGAACUGGGGCUACCUUAUUGGCACCGCAACAGGCAUUUCUGGUGUACUCAUGAUUGGUUUUACAGUUCCAGUGUUGGUCAAUAACUUUGUCAUGUAUUAUCAGCACACACAGAGCGCUAAGUAUCGCGCGCAAAGGCGAGAAAGUCACGGGAGCGGAUCUGGAAGUCGCUUGAAUCUCAAAAACAUGGCUGGUGGAAUGGGUGGGUUUUCCGGAGGUUUUGGGGAGAGGCUGAUGGGGAUAGGUAGCUUCAACAUGCGCAAAGAGUCGGACGACGACGUGGAUUCAAAUGCCAAUGAGAAAAGAGGCACAGGAAGUAAAACCUUGAAUGGCAUAGGUGUUUACGGUGAAGACGAUGUAAAUGAAGAAACAAAUGAGCAAGCUACAGAUGAUAACGACGAUGACGAAGCUGUGCGAGAAACAUCCCUUCUCUGAUGUCGAAGCUUUAUGAAGAAUUGCUUUUAUCUUGCCUACUUGUCGUAAAUUCUAACUCAAUUCGGAGUUUUUUAAAAUAUUUUAAAAGAGGCUGAUGAUAUCUAAAUCCAGUACUUUUACAAAUUGAGUAGAACGGACACGGAGAAAGAGAGAGAAGGUGGGGAUGAAAAAGAAAAGAGCGGAGUGGACAAACAGAUCACUGACGGAAAGAAAAACACGUCUAUACAGGGGGUAAUUAUUAUCUGAGUGAGCACGUGUAGUUCGAAAUGGUAAAGCAUGGGUUGUAAGCUCAUGUUAACACAUCUUAGAAUCAUAAAAGAAGAAAGGACGUUGUUGUCUUAGAUAAAAUUGAGAUUGUGCAGGGAAAAUCUCAACAAACAGGAUACGUUCCGAAAAUUUCCCGAACCGAAUUAGAACCGCGGUCGCGCGCUUCGCAGUUCAGCUUGUUUCCAACCUCAGUAAUGGUGCGACCAGUCGCUACCUUAGUUUUAUAAAGUUCUAUCUGUUCUGUACCCAGUUUUGAUAAAUUUGACGUCAACAAUUUUGAGUU